Hemibagrus wyckioides is the source of this 6500-nucleotide messenger RNA. It is a transcript of the gene ptprk, whose product is annotated as protein tyrosine phosphatase receptor type K. The transcript has 33 exons. Lineage: Eukaryota; Metazoa; Chordata; Actinopteri; Siluriformes; Bagridae. The coding region runs from base 245 to 4657 and encodes 1470 amino acids. The record is from RefSeq and is a predicted model, not a curated record. Gene Ontology annotation, molecular function: protein binding; protein tyrosine phosphatase activity. Gene Ontology annotation, biological process: protein dephosphorylation. Gene Ontology annotation, cellular component: membrane.
UGAGUGCGAGCGCAAGGAGAGCUUACUCGCAUACACAUACACGCGCGCGCACGCGCACACACAGACUCACGGACCCAGUGAGAGAGAGAGAGAGAGAGAGAGAGUGAGUGUGUGUGUGUGUGUGUGUGUGUGUGAGUGAGAGAGAGAAUGGGGCGCGAGACGCGAUCGGAUUAACGGACCCUGAGAGAACCCUGUCACCUGGAAAAGUGUUAUAAACUUUUUAUUCCAACUCCGCGAGCGGGACAUGGAUACGCUCGUGCUGGGCUUGCUACUUGUGCACGCGACCGUGGGAGCCGCCGGGAGCGAGUACGGAACCGUGCAAAUGGGACACGCCGAAAAAGGUGGUUGCUCGUUCGAUGACGGACCCGCGCAGUGUGAUUACCAACAGGAUCCAUACGAUGAUUUUGAUUGGACGCAUGUCAGUGCUCAGGAAGUUCCUUACCUGUCCCCUGAACUGCCUCAAGGGUCGUAUAUGAUGGUGGACUCUUCCCAGCAUGACCCGGGUGAGAGAGCUCGUCUUCAGCUCCCAGUGAUGAAGGAGAACGACACACACUGCAUAGACUUUAACUACCUGCUGUAUGGCACCGACGGUUCCAGUCCUGGGACGCUGAAUGUACUGGUCAAGGUGAAUAAGGGUCCGGUGGCCAACCCCAUCUGGAACAUCAGCACACACACCGGCAACACCUGGAGGAAGGCGGAGCUCGCCGUCAGCACCUUCUGGCCCAACGAGUACCAGGUAAUCUUUGAGGCUGAGGUAGCUACUGGAAGACGAGGUUUCAUAGCGAUUGAUGACGUCCAGGUGUUGAGUUACCCGUGCGAUAAAUCGCCUCAUUUCCUGCGGCUGGGGGAUGUGGAGGUGAACGCAGGACAGAACGCUACGUUUCAGUGCAUCGCCACCGUGAGGGACGCCGUCAAUAACAAACUCUGGCUCCAGAGGCGUAAUGGAGAGGACAUUCCCGUGGUAGAGAAGAAGACCAUUAAUCACAGGAAGUUUGCCGCGUCGUUCUGGCUCAGCGAGGUGACCAGUCAGGAUCAGGACCUGUACCGCUGCGUCACCCAAUCAGAGCGCGGCUCUGGGGUCAGCAACUUCGCCGGCCUCAUCGUCAGAGAGCCCCCGAGGCCCAUAGCUCCGCCCCAGCUGCUGGGCGUCGGCCCGACGUACCUGCUGAUCCAGCUGAACGCUAACUCCAUCUUCGGCGACGGUCCGAUCAUCCUGAAGGAGGUGGAGUACCGUAUGACGUCGGGGUCCUGGACCGAGACGCAUGCCGUCAACUCACCCCAUUACAAACUGUGGCACCUCGACCCCGACACCGAGUACGAGAUCCGCGUGCUGCUGACACGCCCCGGAGAGGGCGGGACCGGAAAACCUGGCCCCGCCCUCAUCACUCGCACCAAGUGUGCAGAGCCCAUGCGCACUCCGAAGUCUCUGAAGAUUGCAGACACUGGCUCUCGCUCCAUCUCUGUGGACUGGGAGUCUCUGGGCUACAACAUCACACGCUGCCACACCUUCAACGUCACCAUUUGCUUCCACUAUGUCACCCGGGGCAACCGUAGCCAUGGCGAUCGCGGGCAGCAAGGCGACCGAAACCACGGUGACUGCCUGGAGAUGGACCCGAAAGCACCACGCCACGUGGUACCUGACCUGCCACCUAACACCAACAUCAGCCUGAAAAUGAUCCUCACAAACCCUGAAGGACGCAAAGAGAGUGAGGAGACCAUCGUCCAGACACAGGAGGACGUACCUGGACCUGUUCCCAGUGCCUCUCUGAAAGCCACUCCGUUUGAGGAUCGAAUCUUACUGCAAUGGAAGGAGCCACUUGAGCCCAACGGAGUCAUUACACAGUAUGAGAUCAGCUACAGCAGUGUGUCCUCAUUUGACCCGUCGGUGCCGUUGCUCCGCCCCCCUCUGAUGGUGUCAUUACCAUUUAAUGCAUCCAGUCACGUGUUCUCGCAGCUCCACCCAGGAACCACGUACCACUUCACCAUCCGAGCACGGACCAGCAAGGGCUUCGGUCCAGCCACCACCAUCAACAUCACCACCAACAUCUCUGCUCCGAUUCUGGAGGAAUACGAUGGCACCGAAGCUUUCCUCAACGACACGGCCACCACCAUCACCGUGCUGCUCAAACCUGCACAGGCGAAAGGAGCUCCCAUCAGUUCCUACCAGAUCGUGGUGGAGGAGCUGAACCCUCACCGCUCACGCCGAGACGCCGGAAGCCUCGAGUGUUUCCAGGUUCCUGUGUCCUACCAGACGGCCUCCAGCUCCGGGUCUCCGUACUACUUUGCGGCGGAGCUUCCUCCUGGAAAUCUUCCGGAACCUUCUCCCUUCACGGUGGGAGACAACAAGACGUACCGCGGCUACUGGAACGCUCCGCUCGCUCCGCGCAAGAACUACAACAUCUACUUCCAGGCUGUGAGCAGUGUGGAGAAGGAAACGAAGACGCAGUGCCUGAGAUUGGCAACUAAAGGAGCUACGGAGGAACCAGAAGUGAUUCCUGAUCCGGCAAAGCAGACGGACCGCGUGGUGAAGAUCGCCGGGAUCAGUGCCGCCGUACUCGUCUUCAUCCUGCUGCUGCUGGUAGCCAUUCUACUGGUGAAGAAAAGGAGGACCUACUAUUCUUACUCAUAUUACCUGAAGCUGGCUAAGAAGCGCAAGGACGCGGCGGGAAACGCGAGGCAGGAGAUGACGCACAUGGUGAACGCCAUGGACCGGAGUUACGCCGAGCAGAACACGCUGCACACCGAGGAACCCGUCACCGUCACCUUCAUGGACUCCCACAGCUUCAACAACCGAUUGCCCAACGAUCCGCUUGUGCCCACAGCUGUGCUCGAUGAGAACCAUGCAGCAGCAGAAAACAGCAGGUUGUUGGAUGUUCCUCGAUUCCACUGUGAAGGAACCGAAUCUCCGUAUCAGACAGGACAACUGCACCCAGCAAUCAGAGUGGCAGACUUACUGCAGCACAUAAACCUGAUGAAGACAUCGGACAGUUACGGCUUUAAGGAGGAGUAUGAGAGUUUCUUUGAGGGUCAGUCGGCUUCGUGGGAUGUGGCCAAGAAAGAGCAGAACCGGACCAAAAAUCGCUAUGGCAACAUCAUCGCAUACGAUCAUUCUCGAGUGAUCCUGCAGCCGGUGGAAGAUGACCCCUCGUCCGACUACAUCAACGCCAACUACAUAGACGGCUACCAGCGGCCGAGUCACUACAUCGCGACGCAAGGUCCUGUCCACGAGACGGUGUACGAUUUCUGGAGGAUGAUCUGGCAGGAGCAGUCGGCGUGUAUCGUCAUGGUAACCAACCUGGUGGAGGUGGGACGGGUGAAGUGUUAUAAGUACUGGCCCGACGACGCAGAGGUGUACGGAGACUUUAAGGUGACGUUUGUGGAGGUGGAGCCGCUGGCCGAGUACGUAGUGCGCACCUUCACUCUGGAGCGGAGGGGUUUUAAUGAAGUGCGUGAGGUCAAGCAGUUCCACUUCACCGGCUGGCCAGAUCACGGAGUUCCGUAUCACGCUACAGGACUGCUGUCCUUCAUCCGCCGCGUCAAAAUGUCCAACCCUCCAACUGCAGGACCCAUCGUAGUGCACUGCAGUGCGGGGGCGGGGCGUACAGGAUGCUACAUUGUGAUUGACAUCAUGCUGGACAUGGCGGAGCGCGAGGGCGUAGUGGACAUUUACAACUGUGUUAAAGCGCUCCGCUCUCGACGCAUCAACAUGGUGCAGACUGAGGAGCAGUACAUCUUCAUCCAUGACGCCAUCUUGGAGGCGUGUCUGUGUGGCGACACUGCAAUCCCAGUGUGUGAGUUUAAAGCUGCGUAUUACGACAUGAUCCGCAUCGACUCACAGAGUAACUCCUCCCACCUCAAAGACGAGUUCCAGACGCUGAACUCAGUGACCCCUCAGCCCCAGCCUGAGGACUGCAGCAUCGCUCUCCUGCCCCGGAACCACGAGAAGAACCGCUUCAUGUCCAACCUCCCACCUGACCGCUGUCUGCCCUUCCUCAUCACCAUCGACGGAGAGAGCAGCAACUACAUCAACGCUGCACUCAUGGAUAGCUACAGGCAGCCAGCAGCUUUCAUUGUCACUCAGCACCCUCUGCCCAACACGGUGAAGGAUUUCUGGAGGUUGGUGUAUGAUUACGGCUGCACCUCCAUCGUCAUGCUGAACGAGAUCGACCUGGCGCAGGGCUGUCCUCAGUACUGGCCUGAAGAGGGGAUGCUCCGUUAUGGCCCCGUGCAGGUGGAGAGAGUGUCCUGCUCCAUGGACUGUGACGUGAUCAGCCGUCUCUUCAGGAUAUGUAACCUGACCAGACCACAGGAGGGCUACCUUAUGGUCCGUCAUUUCCAGUACCUGGGGUGGGCGGGGCUUAGAGAAGUCCCUGCCUCCAAGCGCUCGUUCUUGAAGUUGAUCCUGCAGGUGGACAAAUGGCAGGAGGAGUGUGAGGAGGGAGAGGGACGCACAGUCGUACACUGUCUGAAUGGUGGCGGUCGCAGUGGUGUUUUCUCAGCGAUCACCAUCGUGUGUGAGAUGAUUAAGAGGCAGAAUGUCGUGGAUGUGUUUCAUGCUGUAAAGAGUCUGAGGAACAGCAAACCCAACAUGGUGGACACACCGGAGCAGUACCGCUUCUGCUAUGACGUGGCGCUGGAGUACAUCGAAAACUCAUAAUGGAGAUGUGAAGAAGGAGCCAUCCCUCCAUCCCUCCAUCUGACCUUCUCUCACCCCUUCUUCUCAUCAUAUAAACGUCAGACGGUCUGCGGACGGAAACCACGCGGAAACAUUAAACGUGGUACAUGCUGAUUAGCAAACAGUGUUCGCUAGCUAGCUUCCUAGCUAAAAAGAAAAGAAAAGCGCGGAACGUGACGGAACCAUUCACAUUUUUUUUUUUUUUUGUAAAUGUACCUUUAUUUUGUAAACACGAAAGCCGACCUGUUGCAUGCCAGACAUUUUUGUUUUUGUUCUCUCUCUCUGUCGUCACUGUUCCUGUCGAUGAACCAUGUAUAUGAUUAUAUCUGAUGUACACGUAUAUGAUAUCCAUCGUUGUGUAAAAAAGAAAAAAAGAACAGAAAAAAGGGUAAAAUGUUAAAUGCAGCGUGUGACACUGGCUUUGUAUUGUGCACUAAUGGCUGGCUUAUGGUUUAUUAUCGUCUUUAUUUUCUAUUGGUUUCAGUUUUUGUAGCAGAAUUAUAAUCGUAAGCCAAAGACGAGUGUAAAUAUGUCUAUAAAGCACAUUGUUUGUAUUUAUUUUUUUCCCCCUCUCGAAGGCUCAAAACAAUCAUGGUCAUUCCUGCCCGUUUACCCUGGAAACAUUUUGUUGUGAAUUUUUGUUGUUUAUUAUUUCAGUAGUGUUAAAAACGUAGACCGUAGGCAUGUGACGAUAAAUCUGCUGAACGCUGUGCUGUUUACCUCCCUUUACAUACCCCAGGGGCGUCCAGUCUUAUCCUGAAAGGGUCAGUGUGGGUGCAGCUACACCUGAGUCUACUGAAAGCCAAGGGCAGUUGAUUAAACAGGGCUCAGGUGUAGCUCCUGCUUGGUUGGACUGAGAACCUUCACCCACACUGACCCUUUCUGGAUAAGACUGGACAGCCCUGAUAUACACACGAUAAUAUCUCACACUUCUAUUUCAUUGUUUGGAUUUAAAUCAAGUAAGUUCAUUUAAUUUAAUUGAAUCAAUUUAAAAAAAAAAAAAAAUUCAGAAGAUUCAAACUUUACAUUUAAAAACUGAGCAUGGCCAAAAAUAUCAACAAAAAAAAUCUUUUUUCUAAGCACCGAGUUUUAGAAUCAUGCUAAAGUUUUAAAAUCCAAUUUAUUUUCUAAAAUUUAAAACAAAUCUUUUUUUCUUUUUUUUUUUUUUUUUAGAUGUAUGACUGAUUAUUUUGCUGGAAUAUUGAGUUUGAUUUGUAUAAAAGCUUUUUAGAAUUUUAAUUUUAAACCUAAACGUAUAAUCUGCGUAAAGAAUUUAAAAAUAUUAUAUUGAGAAUUAAAAAAAUUCCUAGACAACAACAUUACAAAGGUCAUGAUAAAAUAAAAACAACAAAUAUUCACACGGAAUUUUCUUCUGCUGGUGAAAUUUAAAUAAUAAAAAUAAUAAUAAUAAAAGCAUCAUGGUAGUCAGGAAUGUUCCCAUAAUUCCCUGUGGUUUUAGUGAUCAUGCAGAACAUGCGUUUAUCCUCACAUGCCUUGUGUUAGUUUAUUUUGUAAAAAAUAAAAUAAAAUAAAUAAUUGUAAUUUGUUUUGUUACUUUUUGGAAUUUUUACCUGCAUUUUGCGUGUACAUGAUCGUGAUCUGUAUCUGUCACUAAAGUGAUAUCGAGGAGAAAAUCUGACAGAGAGAAGAAGAAGAAGAACUUUUAUUAUUACAGACUUUUACGGAGAACUGGAGCGCACGAGUAACGUACGCCAAAAUAUCAGUGUUUAACUCCAGAGUGUGUAACGGAAGGAAAUCACAGCCACAUGCGGCCAUGUUGGACUUUUACAUGGCAGGUGAAAAGGGAGGAAGAAAAAAAAAGAAA